AUGGACGUGGCUCACCGCUGGAAGCUGCUCGUGGCCACCUACGACGCCGCCACCAUCGACGUCGUCGGCAGCCUCGUCGUCCAGGCCGUCUUCUGGUGGCUCCCCUGCCUCGUCUUCGUCUCGCUCGACCGGCUGGCCCCGGCCUUUUCGGCGCGCCACAAGAUCCAGCCGGCGCCCAAGCAGCCGACGGCGGCCGACGUGUGGCGCGCCGUCGCCGUCUCGCUGCGGAACCAGGUGCUCGUCACCGCCAUGCACGCCGCCCUGGCCCGGUCCGCGGCGGCGGCCGGCGGCGGCGGGGCGCGGAUCCGGGUCGAGGCGGCGCUCCCGGCGGCGGGCGAGGUCGUCGGCCACCUGGCGCUGUGCGUGGCGGCGCGCGAGGUGCUCUUCUACUACUCGCACCGGCUGCUCCACGCGCGCCCGCUGUACCGGCGCAUCCACAAGACGCACCACCGCUUCACGGCGCCCGUGGCCUUUGCGUCGCAGUACGCCCACCCGGUCGAGCACGUCGUCGCCAACGCGCUGCCCAUUGCGCUGCCGCCCCUCGCCCUGCGCUCCCACGUCGUCGUCAUGUGGGCCUUUGUCGCCUGGCAGCUGCUCGAGACGGCCACGGUGCACAGCGGCUACGACUUCUUUGCCGGCGCCGCGAGGAAGCACGACCGCCACCACGAGCGCUUCGACGUUUACUUUGGCGGCGUCGGCGUCUUGGACUGGCUCCACGGCACGGAUGAGGGCAGGGCCGUCAAGGCCGAGUGA
Hirsutella rhossiliensis is the source of this 753-nucleotide messenger RNA. Its product is annotated as fatty acid hydroxylase superfamily domain-containing protein. The transcript has a single exon. NCBI's taxonomy places the organism in Eukaryota, Fungi, Ascomycota, Sordariomycetes, Hypocreales, Ophiocordycipitaceae. The record is from RefSeq and is a predicted model, not a curated record. Gene Ontology annotation, molecular function: iron ion binding; C-4 methylsterol oxidase activity. Gene Ontology annotation, biological process: ergosterol biosynthetic process. The coding region runs from base 1 to 753 and encodes 250 amino acids.